This is a messenger RNA of Leopardus geoffroyi (Geoffroy's cat), 2230 nucleotides long. RefSeq names its product NIMA related kinase 2 (gene NEK2). The record is from RefSeq and is a predicted model, not a curated record. NCBI's taxonomy places the organism in Eukaryota, Metazoa, Chordata, Mammalia, Carnivora, Felidae. Bases 262 to 1596 code for a protein of 444 amino acids. Gene Ontology annotation, molecular function: protein kinase activity; ATP binding. The transcript has 8 exons. Gene Ontology annotation, biological process: protein phosphorylation.
GCGGCGGACGCGGACACCUAGGCGGACAACGGUUGCCUAGCGAAACGCUUUUCCCAAGAUGCCUAGGUUGUUGUGUUCUUUUAGCCAAUCAGAGAGGCGAAGCGACCUCACCGUGGGCCAAUAGGCUGCCAGGCCGGGGCCCGCGUCGGUUAAACCGGGCUGGAGACUGAAGUGGCCAGAUAGGUAGUGUGGCUAGGACAGGUCUCCGAGUCGGCGGAGAGAUCUGCGGGAGACCAGCGGGGAACGUCCGGGGGCCCGGCCAUGCCAAGUAGGGCGGAGGACUACGAGGUGCUGUACACCAUUGGCGCGGGCUCCUACGGCCGCUGCCAGAAGAUCCGGAGGAAGAGCGAUGGCAAGAUACUAGUUUGGAAAGAACUUGACUAUGGCUCCAUGACAGAAGCUGAGAAACAGAUGCUUGUUUCUGAAGUGAAUUUACUCCGUGAACUGAAACAUCCGAACAUUGUCCGUUACUAUGAUAGAAUUAUUGACCGAACCAACACCACACUGUACAUUGUAAUGGAAUAUUGCGAAGGAGGGGACCUGGCUAGCGUAAUUACAAAGGGAACCAAGGAAAGACAAUACUUAGAUGAAGAAUUUGUUCUUCGAGUGAUGACUCAGUUGACCCUGGCCCUAAAGGAAUGUCACAGACGAAGCGACAGUGGUCAUACCGUGCUGCAUCGGGAUCUGAAACCAGCCAACGUUUUCCUGGAUGGCAAGCAAAACGUUAAACUUGGAGACUUUGGGCUAGCUAGAAUAUUAAACCAUGAUACGAGUUUUGCAAAAACAUUUGUUGGCACACCCUAUUAUAUGUCUCCUGAGCAGAUGAAUUGCAUGUCCUACAAUGAGAAAUCGGACAUCUGGUCGCUGGGUUGUUUGCUGUAUGAAUUGUGUGCAUUAAUGCCUCCGUUUACAGCUUUCAACCAGAAAGAACUAGCUGGGAAGAUUAGAGAAGGCAAAUUCAGGCGAAUUCCAUAUCGUUACUCUGAUGAAUUGAAUGACAUUAUUACAAGGAUGUUAAAUUUAAAGGAUUACUAUCGACCUUCUGUUGAAGAAAUUCUUGAGAAUCCUUUGAUAGCAGACUUAGUUGCAGAAGAGCAAAGAAGAAAUCCUGAGAGAAGAGGGCGGCGGUUGGAACUGGAGAAGGUACAGGAUUCCAGCCUGGUCUCGGGAGAGCUGAAACUAAAGGAAAUACAGUUACAGGAGCGGGAGCGAGCCCUCAAAGCACGAGAAGAAAGGCUGGAGCAGAAGGAACGUGAGCUUUGUGUCCGUGAGAGACUGGCAGAGGACAAGCUGGCUAGGGCAGAGAGUCUGUUGAAGAAUUACAGCCUGCUGAAGGAGGAGAAGUUGCUGUGUCUGGCGGGGGGUCCAGAACUUUUUGAUCUUCCAUCCUCGAUAAUUAAGAAGAAAGUUCAUUUCAGUGGGGAAAGUAAAGAGAAUGUCAAGAGGAGUGAGAAUUCUGAGAGUCUGCUCCCCUCCAAAUCCAAGUGCAAAGACCUGAAGAAAAGGAUUCAUGCUGCUCAGCUCCGCGCUCAAGCGUUGUCAGAUAUUGAAAAAAAUUACCAGCUGAAAAGCAGACAGAUUCUGGGCAUGCGCUAGCCUGUAGCCUCGCAGAGACACAGAGCUGUGUCCGUAUUGAACAUUGCCUGCCCUCGAAAGACUGAUACUCAACUGCUGUAGCUUUACUCACCUGGUUCCGUGAGCCGUGCCAUUUUGUACAGUGAGCCAGGCCUUGCUGGUUCUUCUGCAACCAUUGUACAAAAUGCCCACACCUUUCAUUUCUCUUUCUUUUUUUUUUUUUUUUUUUUUUAAAGAACACUUCAUAGCAAGAAUGACAUUUUCUUCGUGGGUUGGGCUUUUAAUCCUGGGUGUGAUUACUACUGGAAUGGGAAGCGUUACAUUCUAAAUGUUGGGGGGGAAAUAACGUCAGGGAAAAAAAAGUACUUAGGAGUAGCUUUGAACUACUGAGUGUUGUGCUUGCGAUAGUCGUGCCUAGAUUCAAGGUUGUACAUGUUCCUGAGCUUAGAACACCUAAUUGGAUACAGAUCGGUCGCUACUGCUGGGACAUCUCGCUUGUAAGUAUCCCAUUGGUCUGCAGUGCCAAUCUGUCACCUUUGGUGAAGUUCUUCACGGUGAUGUCUGAAAUCUUCCUUUUUAUCCUAUUUGAGAGUGUAUGAGCUGGCUGUCAUUCACCCACCUGUGACUCCCUAAAUAAAAGAAUUCUUUAGUUUUC